Penicillium manginii is the source of this 2550-nucleotide messenger RNA. RefSeq lists its product as uncharacterized. Gene Ontology annotation, molecular function: calcium-activated cation channel activity. Lineage: Eukaryota; Fungi; Ascomycota; Eurotiomycetes; Eurotiales; Aspergillaceae. The coding region runs from base 1 to 2550 and encodes 849 amino acids. The record is from RefSeq and is a predicted model, not a curated record. The transcript is spliced from 5 exons. Gene Ontology annotation, cellular component: plasma membrane.
AUGUCAAACAUUACUGACCCCAAUAAUGAUCCUAAUAUCGGUUCUGCCCAAAGCAAUGCAUCAUCUACAUCGGGGGAUGCUGUCAGCAGCCUUACUGGCGAAAGUGGAUCGUCAGCCACGGCGCUGAUGAUGACCUUAUUGCCAGCGUUGGUCUAUGCUAUUUUCUGGGUUGCUAUUUUCCUCAUCUUCCGACGGACGCAGCGUCGAUGGUAUGCACCAAGAUCGCAUCUUCCAGAUAUCCACGAGCAUCGGCGAAGCCCAGAACUGCCCUCCGGCUGGGUGAACUGGCUUGGUACGUUUCUCAAGAUUGAAGACAAUCAUGUCUUGCACCACUCAUCGCUGGAUGGAUAUCUAUUUUUACGAUUCUUGCGUGUGAUGUGCGCAACAUGCUUCACAGGCUGCCUGAUUACCUGGCCCAUUCUGUUCCCCAUCCAUGCAACGGGUGGAAACGGGAACGGUCAACUCGACAUACUCAGCUUCAGUAACGUCGCAGACCCUAAAAAAUAUUAUGCUAAUGUGUUCGUUGCUAUCGUUUAUUUCAGUAAGUUUUCACCUUCAAUGCUGCCUCCAUGGAAAUUUGCUUAUGGUGUCGUAGCAUUUGUAUUCUACGUCGUGACCCGUGAGAGUCUCUAUUAUGCGAAUUUACGACAAGCCUAUCUCAACUCUCCGGAAUAUGCCUCUCGGAUCUCGUCACGGACAGUUCUAUUCAUGUCAACUCCAGGCGAUUAUCAGAACGAGAAGAAGUUGCGACAGAUUUUCGGGGAUUCUAUCCGCCGACUCUGGGUCACAUCUGACUGCGACAAGUUGGAGAAGAUGGUGAAUGAACGCGAUAAGCUUGCAUUCAAAUUAGAAACCACCGAAACUAGACUCAUCCGAGCGGCAAAUAAGGCUCGAGUAAAGGCGAUCAAGAAUGGUGAAUUUUCAUCAGAUACCUGCCUCGAUUGCGAGUCAAGUAAUCCUGCUGGGUCCCACAAAAUCAAACGGCCAACCCAUCGACUGAAGCUUUUCGGAAAGAAAGUGGACUCGAUCCAUUGGUAUCGGUCGGAGCUGGUCAAGAUCAGUGAAGCGGUGUCAAUUCUUCAGAAGAAACACCAGGAUGGCGAGGCGAAACAUCUAUCGGCAAUAUUUAUCGAGUUUAAUUCUCAAUCCGACGCCCAGGUCGCUCUGCAGACUUUGUCUCACCAUCAGCCUUUUCAUAUGACGCCUCGUUUUAUUGGCGUCUCGCCGCAUGAAGUUGUAUGGUCUGCUAUCAAUCUCAGUUGGUGGCAACGAAUUAUUCGGAAAUUUGCAGUACAAGGGGGCCUUGCUGCCCUGGUAAUCUUCUGGUCAUUCCCUGCUGCCAUUGUUGGAACGAUCUCCAAUAUCUCAUAUCUCGCCAAUCUCCUCCCUUUCCUCGGAUUUAUUGAGGACUUGCCGGAGGUUAUCAAGGGUGCAAUUGAAGGAUUGCUACCACGAGCCGGGGUGCCAUCCACGGCUAGAGUUGAGCUAUUCACACAGAGUGCGCAUUUCGUUUUCCAAGUAGUGCAGGUAUUCUUGGUCACAACAUUGACCUCGGCUGCAUCCGCAGCGACGUCGCAAAUCAUUAAAGAUCCUCUUUCAGCGAAGGAUCUUCUAGCUCAGAACUUGCCCAAAGCCACCAACUUCUACGUCUCAUACUUUUUGCUUCAAGGCUUGAGUACAAGCUCUCUAGCGCUAGUACAAAUUGCAAGCGCUCUUGUGUUCAAAUUUGUCACCACAUUCUUCGCCUUUUCUCCGCGUCGCCUGUUCAGACGAUGGGCUGAGCUUGGUAGCCUGAGCUGGGGUAAUGUGUUCCCGGUCUUCACCAACAUGGGAGUGAUCGCUUUGACCUACUCGUGUAUUGCACCUUUAAUCUUGGGGUUUGCCUUUAUUGGCCUAUAUCUCGUCUAUCAGGCCUAUCGCUACAACUUCUUGUUUGUCUAUGAAAUCGACGUCGACACGAAAGGCCUAGUAUACCCGCGUGCUCUGCAGCAUCUCUUAACGGGUAUUUACCUCGCCGAAAUCUGCAUGAUCGGUCUUUUCGCCAUCAAAGGGGCAAUUGGCCCAGUGGUUAUCAUGCUACUCUUUACCAUCGGCACCGUUCUAGCCCACAUGUCACUCAAUGAAGCCUUGGCUCCACUGAACACAUUUCUCCCACGGUCUCUGGAUGCGGAAGAAGAACUCAUUCAAGAGAAAAGAGGAUGCUAUCGCCGAGAUCAACGAGCAGCGUCGCCCGCGGCUCUUGGCUUUCUGGAAAUGGUUCCAUCCAAAUACUAUGCUGAAAUACGUCGCAAGGUGCGUCGCAAUGUUGCAGAGGUCGAAUAUACCGAGGAAGAGAUUCGCACCGCCUACUUCGAACCAUGUAUUGCCGCUCCUGCUCCGACGCUCUGGAUCCCGCGGGAUAGGUGGGGAUUUAGUCGACACGAGGUGAUUGAAACAGACCCUGCGAUCAAAAUCACGGAUGAAGGAGCACAUCUCAACGAGAAGAACAAAAUCGUGUGGGAUAAGUAUGAUCCUGAUCUUCCUCUCCGGGAACUGAAGACUCCGUAUUGA